AUGGAGUUGAUUUGUGUGUUGGUUAUGUUAAUCAUGUGGGCGAUUAGGGGUACGAUUAUGGUUUUUUUUGGAAAAGUGGUGGUUUCAUGGUGGAUUUUGCCAAUUUUGGCUCAUAAAAAUUUGAAGAGAAAUGGAUUUGAAGGUCCCUCUCCUACUUUCCCUCUUGGAAACAUUACAGAGAUGAAGAAGAUAAUCAAAGCUGCUGCAGCCAUUAAUGGCGGAUCAUCCCUUGCUUCUUCAAAUAAUCUCUCCCAUGAUAUUCAUUCAACUAUCUUCCCUCACUUUGCUCAAUGGCAGAAUUCUUAUGGGAAGAAGUUUGUGUAUUGGUUGGGGACAGAGCCAUUUUUGUACAUAGCAGAUCCACAGCUUGUGAAGAAGAUAUCUGAAGCUGUGAUGGGGAAGAGUUGGGGGAAGCCAGCUGUCUUCAGAAACGACCGAGAACCGAUGUUCGGCGAUGGCCUCGUCAUGACCGAAGGCGAUGAUUGGAUCCGCCAUCGCCAUAUCCUCACUCCCGCCUUCAACCCCACCAAUUUGAAGGCAAUGACAAAGUUCAUGUUGGAGUCCACCACGAAAAUGGUAAAAGAGUGGAGAAGCCUCGUAAACUCCGGGCAAUCGGAAAUAGACGUGGAGAGAGAAAUCACAGCAACCGCCGGCGACAUAAUCGCAAAAGCAAGCUUCGGAAUUUCAAGUGGCGGCGGCGGCGAAGAGGCGUUGAACAGCCUGAGAGCUCUUCAAUUGACUCUGUUCUCGAACAGCAGCUACGUGGGUGUCCCAUUCAGCAGUCUGUUUCUGUACCCGGGCCGAACCCUAGCCGCCAAGAGACUCGGUGCUCAAAUCGACCGCCUUUUCUUUUCCAUCAUAUCUCACAGGAAACUCAUCUCCUCCGGUUCUGAUUCCGAUUCCGAUUUGCUUAGCCGCUUGAUUCAGAGUCAAAGUAACAAGUACAAGGGCGGCGCCGCUCUGACGCCGAGAGAAGUGGUGGACGAGUGUAAGACUUUCUUCUUCGGAGGACAUGAGACGACGGCGCUCGCCAUCAGCUGGACGUUGCUGCUGCUGGCGACGCGACCGGAAUGGCAAAAGAUUUUAAGAGAGGAGAUUAAAGAAGUGAUCGGAGAUAAAGAUAUUGAUUUCUCCAUGCUUUCUGCUCUCAAAAAGAUGGGAUGGGUGUGGAAUGAGGUACUUAGGCUAUACCCCUCAGCCCCAAACAUACAAAGACAAGCAAAAGGAGACAUUGAUUUAGGGGACAUGAAAAUCCCAAAAGGGACCAACAUAUGGAUAGACAUCGUCGCGAUGCAUCACGACCCGACCCUAUGGGGCGACGACGUUAACGAGUUCAAACCCGAGAGGUUCCAACACGACACCAUUCAUGGCGGGUGCAACCACAAGAUGGGAUAUUUGCCAUUUGGUUUUGGAGGGAGAAUGUGCAUUGGUAGAAACUUAUCUUCUACGGAGUAUAAGAUUGUCCUAACACUAAUUCUUUCUACCUUUUCACUCUCUCUUUCUCCUUCUUAUUCUCAUUCUCCUGCUAUUCUACUCUCUCUAAGACCCACCCAUGGCAUUCCUCUCAUUCUUACCCCUCUUCACCCUUAACUUUUUUCACGUCUCACCUAUAUUUCUAUUAUUUAGUUCAACGUAACAUUUGGAGGUCAGAGGAUUCCAACUUCU
Molecule: messenger RNA, 1665 nt
Organism: Benincasa hispida (wax gourd)
Lineage: Eukaryota; Viridiplantae; Streptophyta; Magnoliopsida; Cucurbitales; Cucurbitaceae
Gene: CYP715A1
Product: cytochrome P450, family 715, subfamily A, polypeptide 1
Molecular function (GO): heme binding; oxidoreductase activity, acting on paired donors, with incorporation or reduction of molecular oxygen; iron ion binding
Source: RefSeq, a predicted model, not a curated record